AUGCCCAUUAUUGACAUAACAGAAGAGUUAAUGCAGAAUGAAACUGCGGAGGAAGAAGUAGAGAGGGAUGAGUUAGAGGAGGAAGAAGUAGAAUGGGACAAGUUAGAAGAGAAAGACCACACACUCAUUUAUCCCUAUCAUCCGAUCUGUUUGACUUUCUCUUUCUCUCCUAAAUUCUGCUACCUCCAACCUCAACAAUUCUCUUGUACCUCCCGCUGCAACCACUCCCUCUCAUCCUCCCUUUCACAUGUGAUUACCACCACUUCCAUCGUCCUCUUGAUCUCUUGUGUUUCCUUGUUUGUGAGAUUUCUCUAUACCUGGACAUUUUUUGAGGACAGCUACAUAUUAUUGGUGAUUUUCUUUUCCACAUGGUGUUUGGCGUUUUAUUUUUUGCCAGACUCCAAACAUUAUUCUGUUCAAUAUAUUGAUCAUUUGAAAAGUGCUUUUCUUGUGUUUCUCAAACCAAAAUGGCCGCGGGGCCGCAAAUCAUGCCUAUUACACCAGUUCACAGAAAAAAAAUUUAUGGCAGAUUGCCCACAUACCAUUGGUGUAGAGUUUGGAACAAGAAUAAUUGAAGUUGCUGGCCAGAAAAUCAAGCUACAAAUCUGGGAUACAGCCGGACAGGAACGAUUCCGAGCAGUGACCCGGAGUUACUACCGUGGAGCUGCUGGAGCCCUUAUGGUCUAUGAUAUCACAAGGAGAAGUACAUACAACCAUUUAAGCAGCUGGCUUACAGAUGCAAGGAAUUUAACAAAUCCCAAUACGGUUAUAUUUUUGAUUGGCAAUAAAUCAGAUUUAGAAGGACAAAGAGACGUCACGUAUGAGGAAGCAAAACAGUUUGCCGAAGAAAAUGGUUUAAUGUUUCUUGAAUGCAGUGCUAAAACUGGAGAAAAUGUAGAGGAUGCGUUUCUUGACACAGCUAAAAAAAUUUACCAAAAUAUUCAAGAUGGAAGUCUGGACCUGAAUGCCGCCGAGUCUGGAGUCCAGCAUAAACCGUCUGCUCCUCGUAAUGCACUCAACACAGACCAAGCACCCAGUAAAGAGGGCUGUGGCUGCUAG
This is a messenger RNA of Acanthosepion pharaonis, 1059 nucleotides long. The record is from the annotation of a GenBank genome assembly. NCBI's taxonomy places the organism in Eukaryota, Metazoa, Mollusca, Cephalopoda, Sepiida, Sepiidae.